Oncorhynchus tshawytscha (Chinook salmon) is the source of this 1768-nucleotide messenger RNA. Its product is annotated as zinc finger and SCAN domain-containing protein 2. The record is from RefSeq and is a predicted model, not a curated record. Lineage: Eukaryota; Metazoa; Chordata; Actinopteri; Salmoniformes; Salmonidae. Gene Ontology annotation, biological process: regulation of transcription by RNA polymerase II. Gene Ontology annotation, molecular function: DNA-binding transcription factor activity; RNA polymerase II cis-regulatory region sequence-specific DNA binding. The coding region runs from base 435 to 1304 and encodes 289 amino acids. The transcript has 6 exons.
GAGUAAUGUAAUUAGCUAAAAUGUAAAACUGUUGAUUUCACUGGUACAAAAUGAAGGAAAAGGAACUAUAAGAACCGUUACUUUUGGGGUGUUUAACCGGUUCAGAACUUCAUGCUGGUUGGACCACUGGGACAGGACGAAAUAUAUACGGGUUCUGCUCAGAGAAGAACGAUAGGAAACCGUUAACAACCCAAAGAUUAUGAAACGUCCAUUAGAUCAAAUAACGCUCACCUAUCAAAAUAGCAAUUCACUUUUAUCUUGUCCAAAUUCGACACUCUCGUUGCCCCUCAUAACAAACAAAAAAAGAAUACUCACUUGACACGUUGUGUGCUUAACGCUAUAAAUCUAGGCGGAGUCGAACCUCCCGCUUCGCCUCUUUCCUCUCCGCUUGUGUUUAGCGGGUAAAUGUGCCCUGGCUACCAUCGACCCUCAAAAUGACGAAAUUACAAUUUCUAAAUGUAUUUUUGACAGAAAAGUUGAUGUUAGCUGCCCAAGAUAUAUAUAAGCAAGUGGAAGAGACCAUAUUAGAAUACCAGGAGGAAAUAUUCCAGGGAAAGCGAGAGAAUGACAAACUGAGACGCAAGCUUCACGAUAAUGGGAUUCCAUGGCCAGACCAAGAGCCCUUUUCUCCUGUAGAAUCUGAGGAGGAGGAGGAGGAGGAGGAGGAGGGAGCCAUUGGGCAUAAGCAGGAACCAGACCUCGGACAGACUUUGGAGAAACAGGAGGGAAGGGCCAGAAGGGAGGAAAAGCUGUUUAGGGGACUGGCCCCGCUGUCUAGAUUCGUUCCUUCUGAUGGAAAUGAUGACUAUGAUCAGAACCCACCUCAACCCACCUUACAUCAGUUCCAAAUACAAACUCACACUGGGAAGUCUAUAGAGGCAGGCUUUCUAUCAAGCUCAACAACCUCCAAUCCAAUCAAAACAGAGACUGAUAGAUUGGGCGUCUGUCCAUUGGAUGAUACAUCAAGUGACCCAAAUACUUUCUCUUCAGGGAACCUCGACCUUUCGGCAGCACAGAGUGAGAACAGUGACUAUGAGAACACUGAUGACUUCUGGUGCUGUGCAGUGUGGAAGGAAAGCAAGGAGGAAGUGGAGGGUGUGGUUCCCAGUACCUGGGUGGUGGGCAGGAAGGUCAUUUCGCCUCCAGCCAAUGGCAGCAAAGUCCUGAAAGAAAGACACAAGCCAGGAGCCAAUUGGACAGCAUAUGACCUUAUUAAGGUCAAACUAUUCUCAGAAUCUCUGGAGGAGUGUGAAGGGUACAGUAGGUCCAGUGAUGAGCUGACUGACAACGGAGACAACACGUGAGCCUAACACGUGGAGGAAGACGGGCGAGAGGGACACAUUGACACUAGGCAGAUACCUCAAGGAGGACCCCAUGGAGAUGAAACACACAGAAAUGUCGAACUCUGGAACCCUGGAGGAAAGUUCUGCAGUUCUAGAAGCAGAACCUCAUCUUGAUCCAUCUGAGAUCAGAGGGCAAGUUAGGUUACCCUAUAUCUACCAGUGUUAUUUCCCAUUGGUUUUCCACACACAUGGUCUGUCAGUUUGAGGCGCUGUACACUACAUGACCAAAAGUAUGUGGAACAUCUCAUGCUCGUCGAACAUCUCAUUCCAAAAUCAUGGGCAUUAAUAUGGAGUGGUAACGCUCGAGCAAGCGGUUGCUCCCGACACCACUUGGGUACACUACAGCAUCCACCGAGAGGCUUUUGCUGCCAAGGGAAUGCCUGGCAACUUGAAAGACGUUUUGUACACUACAGUGAAAAUGGUUA